This is a messenger RNA of Miscanthus lutarioriparius, 1065 nucleotides long. NCBI's taxonomy places the organism in Eukaryota, Viridiplantae, Streptophyta, Magnoliopsida, Poales, Poaceae. The record is from the annotation of a GenBank genome assembly.
AUGAAGAGGCAAUCCAGGAGGCCCACCUCCAGCCGUGAAUCCCCAGAAACAGGGGAGAAGCUGGCGGCGUUCGCGGAGGAAGAGACCCUAACGGCGCGGAAGAUGGAGCCCGACGAGGCCGAGAUGGACGACGUGGAGGACGAGGAGGAGCUGGCCGGCGGGCGCGGCGCGGCGCGGUCGUCGUGCGGUCUCGGGGAGAAGAAGCGGCGCCUGUUGCAGGAGCAGGUGCGCGCGCUGGAGCGGUGCUUCGAGACGAACAACAAGCUGGACCCGGACCGCAAGGCCCGCAUCGCGCGCGACCUCGCCCUGCAGCCGCGCCAGGUCGCCGUCUGGUUCCAGAACCGCCGCGCCCGCUGGAAGACCAAGACGCUCGAGCGCGACUUCGCGGCGCUGCGCGCGCGCCACGACGCCCUCCGCGCCGACUGCGACGCGCUCCGCCGCGACAAGGACGCACUCGCCGCCGAGGUAUGUGAUUUCUGUCACCGCCGGUCAGCCGUCUACUCUUUGGUCUUGUCGGGGGCCAACCUGUCACUCACUGAUGUGUCGUUUCGGCGCGCGCGCGGUCCUCAGAUAAGGGAGCUGAGGCAGAAGCUGCUGUCCAAGGCGCCGGAGGCUGCGGUGAAGCUGGAGGCGACGACGGGCAAUGACACGGCGGAGGAGCGCCAGACGACGGCCGGCGCGCCGCCCGCAGGGGUCUGCAAGGACGGCUCCUCGGACAGCGACUCCAGCGUGGUCUUCAACGACGUCGAGGCGUCGCCGUACUCCGGCGCGGCGUUCGAGCAGCCGGCCUUCGUCGGGUUCGGUGCACCGUUCUUGGACACAUCGGCGGCGGCACCGACAGGCUGCUCGUCUCCCCCAGUGUUCGAGACCAAGUGGCAGCACGGGCCGAUGACAUACCAUUUCGACUCGUACAAGCCCUGCGCCGGCUAUGGCUUCACGGAGGAGUGGCUCGGCAGCUCGGAUGUCAUCGGCAACGACGGCGCGGCGGGCUUCUUCUCCGAGGAUCACGCCUCCAGCCUCAACUUUAGCUGGUGCGCGAGUGGCGGCGUGCAGGGAUGGGAGUGA